AUGGUUGAGGAUCCUAAUCUCUACUCUGUGUCUUCCCCACAGCAGCACUGUUUCAUACUGGAUGAACCAGAGUAUUGUCUACAGAAAAAGCCCUUCCUGGUGAUCAUGAUCACAGUGGCUCCGCACAACCGGGUCGCUCGCAAUGCAAUACGUGACACCUGGGCUGGAGAAACAACAGUACUGGGCAAAAGAGUGAGCCACUUCUUUCUGCUGGGUCAAUCUGAAGACCAGGACAAUUACCUCCAGGAUCAGCUGCUGCGUGAGAGCGUGGAACACCGGGAUCUGCUCCAGGGGGACUUCGUGGACACCUACCACAACCUCACCAUUAAAACCAUGCUCAUGCUGCAGUGGCUCGACUCGCGGUGCCCCGGCGCGUCCUACGCCAUGAAGACUGACUCAGACACCUUCAUCAAUGUUCGCAGCCUCAUGAAGGAGCUCCACAGGACUCCCAGACACGGGUACAUGACGGGAAACGUGGUGAGGAAGGCUCACGUUCAUCGAGACCCAAACUCCAAGUGGUUUAUGAGUUACAAUGAGUACUUCGAGUCCAUGUACCCACCGUAUGCGCUGGGACUCUGCUACGUGUUCUCCAUGGAUCUCCCUGGGAAGCUGGUUGUGGCCUCCUGGCAGGUGAAAGCCGUUUGGCUGGAAGAUGUUUAUCUCGGCAUGUGUAUGAGAUAUCUUGGAGUUGAUCUCACAGAUCCACCUGCACACUCUUUAUUUUUGACUUCAAAGAUGUUUCUAUUGCUAGAAGCUCCCUGGAAUCGUAUCAUUGCUGCAGAACUGGAAAGUCCUCAACAGCUUUUGGAUGUAUGGAGAAACUAUAAAAUGGGUAAUUAAAACCAUCAAUAUAGUUAUGCAAUGAGAGCUCACUCAAAUGAUAAAACUGAAGAUGAAGCAAAGGAAAAUAUGAGCGGCUUCUACCUCUAAUACCCAGGAGGUUUUGUUAUCUUUGGUGAGAAGUAAUUUGAUAUAGGGGAGUGGAAUUACCUUUUUUAUACGUUGGACAGAUUUGGUUUGGGAAAAUGUGUAUUUCCUGGAUUCAGCUGCUCUAUUCUACUCCGCAGGCCUCAGUCAGCACAGAUCAUAUUCAAUCUGAAUAAUUUAGCCUUUAUCGCUCUACAAGACAGAGCUGCCGUUUGUGUCUGUUUCUAUUUGCAAUCGCCUUUGAACCCCUUUCGAUAGCGCUUUGAGCUAACCCCCAUAUUACAGGCAUACUAAGGAUUAGUAUGGAGUCAAGUGUCUCCCUUUAAGCAGAUCACCUCCUUUUAUACGUUUCCAACCGACUAUCUCUGUCCCUACUGCUCUUGCCACUCUUCAAACAUUUGGUAAAAUAUCUGGGUACAAAUUGAACUUGAACAAAGUGAGAUAUUUCCUAUUAAAACAGCUUCUGGGAAGUAUCCUCUACACAACCUACGCUAUAGGACUGCAAUCCAUAGCUUCACGUAUCUUCAGAGUUCAUGUUACACACAACUUUGAAUACCUCUGCAAAGCUAACUUUGCCCCCUUGUUAUCUUGAGUGGAACAGAAGACUGUGACAGCUGAUCUGUGCUCAUCUAUCUUCAGCUGCUGGAGUCGGUUCUGAUAUAAUAAAUGAUGUUCUCCCAGGGUUCUACCUCUUGUUCCAGGGUAUACCUCUACUACUCCCUCAGACCUUCUUGCCUUGCAAAGACCUAGGCCAAUGUGAGAGUUGGCUUACCUGAUCUUAUGUUUAUAUACUGGCUUUAAUGUGAGGUCUUUGAUCGUCCUCUAACCUGGCUGGUUAUAUGGGCAGACUCUACCAAACCUGGAUCAAUAUAAAGGGGAGCAUAGGGCCAGUGUUGGAUCUGCUGUUAGUCUACACAGCGUGCCUGUACACAUGACUCACAUGGAGGUAUACUGCAAUGGUAAAGAGUAGGACUCAGCUCUACA
Messenger RNA from Gadus morhua (Atlantic cod), 1911 nucleotides. Its product is annotated as beta-1,3-galactosyltransferase 2-like. Lineage: Eukaryota; Metazoa; Chordata; Actinopteri; Gadiformes; Gadidae. The record is from RefSeq and is a predicted model, not a curated record. The transcript has 3 exons. Gene Ontology annotation, cellular component: Golgi membrane. Gene Ontology annotation, biological process: protein O-linked glycosylation. Gene Ontology annotation, molecular function: N-acetyl-beta-D-glucosaminide beta-(1,3)-galactosyltransferase activity. Bases 1 to 840 code for a protein of 279 amino acids.